CGAACCAAAUACACCAUGGCUGAAACAGAGAAGGUUGACGACCUGAAACUGGCGGAGCUCGAUGUCAAGGAGUCCGACUUUGGCAAUGUCGAGAACAUUGUAUUGGACCCGAAAAAGGAGAAGAAGCUCCUCAUGAAGCUGGACCUGGCUUUUGUUCCCAUUAUCAUGGUGACAUAUCUGUCCUGCUUUCUGGAUCGGACCAACAUUGGAAAUGUCAAAGUAGCCGGCAUGCCCGAGGCCAUCGGCGCCUCAGACAGCCAGUUCUCCACCGCCGUCUCGAUUUUCUAUGUCACCUACGUCCUGCUAGAGGCUCCCUGGGCGGUGCUCAUGAAGAAGCUCACUCCCCGAAAUAUUCUCACGGGGCUCUGUAUCGUGUGGUCGGUGGCCACCGUGUUCACCGGAUUCGUGCAGAACGUCGCGUCGCUGUACGCCACGCGCCUUAUCCUGGGCGCUUGCGAGGCGGGACUCUUUCCCUGUCUCAACUUGUACUUGACGAUGGUAUAUCGGCGCGAGGAACAAGCCAAGCGCGUCUCUUACCUGAUGAGCUGUGCAGCCAUCUCGGGUGCUGUGGGGGGAUUGCUUGCGUAUGGGCUGCUGCAUAUGGAUGGGAUUGGAGGGAAGGCGGGCUGGAGAUGGGUAUACAUCAUCGAAGGCCUCUUCAGCGUGGUUUGCGCCCUGCUGAUCUGGUUCGGCCUGCCCAACGACCCCGCCAACGCCUACUUCCUCACCGACGAGGAAAAGUGGAUGAUGCGUGUGCGCAACGAGCAACGACGCCACUACAUGGGUAGCGAACACUUCACCUGGGAUGAGAUGUGGCUUGCCCUGCGCGAUCCCAAGCUCGCUUUCAGCGCCGUCGUUCAAUUCUGUCAGGAUAUCCUGCUCUACGGGUUCAGCACGUUCCUGCCGACGAUCCUCCAGAGCAUCGGGUAUGAUUCGCUGAUGAGCAACGUGCUGACUGUGCCGGUGUAUAUCUGGGCGGCGAUUGUGUUUGUCAUUCUGGCAUUUAUGGCGGAUCGGUACUCGAAAUUUGCGGUUUUCCUCAUCGGGAGUAACGUCUUCGGCAUCAUCGGUUACAUCCUCCUCCUGUCCGUUUCCAACAAUUCCGUCAAAUACUUCGCCACCUACCUCUGCGGUAUCGCGACCUACACCGGUGUGGGACUCAACAUCGCCUGGCUGAACGUCAACGUCGCGCCGCACUACCGUCGCGCCAUGGAAAUCGGUCUGCAGCAGACGGUGGGGAACUGCGCGGGUAUUGUAGCCGGGCAGAUUUACCGGAAGUCUCCGUACGUGCUCGGAAACUCAUUCAGUUUGGGGGCGUUAGUGGUCGCGCAGGGGGUCAUCGCUGUGCACGCGUGGUACUUACGCGGGGAGAAUGCAGAGAAGGUGGCGAUUGAGGGGGGGAAGGAAGAUACACGGCGUGUCCGGACGGGAGAUGGGGAGGUGGAGUUUCGGUAUCAUUAUUAGAUUGUUGGUUGUAUUCUAUGUAUGUGGAUUGCCUGUGACUUCCUUUGCGGUGCUCUAGAUUCUGGUAGUUGGUGGAUGAAUUGCCAAGUUGUCUAGAACGAGGGAUUGGGCUUCAGUGACUCAUACAAUCUUUGCAUACUGCUC
Aspergillus candidus is the source of this 1608-nucleotide messenger RNA. Its product is annotated as allantoate permease family MFS transporter. The record is from RefSeq and is a predicted model, not a curated record. Lineage: Eukaryota; Fungi; Ascomycota; Eurotiomycetes; Eurotiales; Aspergillaceae. The coding region runs from base 16 to 1464 and encodes 482 amino acids. Gene Ontology annotation, biological process: transmembrane transport. Gene Ontology annotation, molecular function: transmembrane transporter activity. The transcript has 4 exons. Gene Ontology annotation, cellular component: membrane.